AUGUUUAGGAAAGGAAGGAAUGACCCUUUAGAAUUGUUAAGAGAUCAUGUGAUUCAUCAUAAGCAAAUUAAAUUGAAAAGCAAAAAUACCGACCAUAGACUGCUCUUUGAUAAUAAUAUCGAAUUCAAAUGCUCGACUGAAACAGCUUGGAAGUCGAAAUCAGGUUAGGAAUAUACUCUUGGAGCGUUGUGGUGUUUUCUGGAUUGUCAUUUGCAAGGGCUGGAAUAAAAAAAUUAUAGAAAAAAGGCAUUGGAUCUAAACUUUGAAUAGGUGUUUAAGGCAGAUAAUCAAGACAUAAUUGAAUAUUUCACUGGCAAAGUCGAUUAUACAGAUUGUAUCAAUGCAGACAAGAAGGCCUCCUUGUACAAUAAGAAAGCCCUCCAAAAGGAUGAGGAUGUUGAGUUUGCUAGUUAAAAAAAGGUGAAGCCUGAUUCAGAGAAGGAGCCACUCACUGAGAAAGAGUUCAAUUUAAAGGUGUUUGAUGAGAUUUUGAGAUUCGAAAAACCCAUUACCACGAGAAAUAGAUUAUUUAGAGUUUAAGAUAGGACAUUUGAUGACAUUUUGAAAACAUCCUAAAAAAUCUUUUAAGGCUAGUAUGUAGGAGUAGGCGGAGAUGAAGAGGAAUUGUAGUAAAUUCUUGGAACUAGAACUUAAGAUGUUAACAAGGCUAAAUAGCUAUCAACUGCUAAAUUAUCUUAUUCUGUGUUGAAUGAAUUCAUUAAAUCGAAGGAGAAGCCCAUUAUUAUAGUGCCUCAAAUAGCGGAAUUGGGAAACCUUUGUUUGAAGAAUGUGUAGUAGUUUCUAGAGUAAGGAUAAUAUCUGGAUCCAAAUGGAUUGAAAUUCACUAACGAAUCCAGAUCUGUUUAAAUUAAAGUGAAGUUGAGAUUGACUGACAUCGAAUAAUAAUUUUUAAUAUUGGAUACUCCCAAUACAAUAACUAAUUGGAAAAGAGUGGUUGCAGUGUUUUUAAGGGGAUCUACCUACGAGUUGAAACAAUUCCCAGAUUAAAACCCCAAUCAAUUGUUUAAAAACAUCAGAGGUUAUCACUUAAAGUUUGAGGAGGAGAAACUGAAAGAUUUGAUCAAAUAAUGGAAUGUAAAGGUUUUCGAUUUGCAUAGAAGCAAAAGGUACUAAGAUAUUGAUGUGGUAAAUGCAUUUUGGGAAGAUCUUGAAGCUUUUCUAUUGAGGCCUGCUAAGUUACCAUCAUAAUAAUGA
This is a messenger RNA of Paramecium tetraurelia, 1215 nucleotides long. RefSeq lists its product as uncharacterized. The transcript has 6 exons. Gene Ontology annotation, molecular function: RNA polymerase II complex binding. Gene Ontology annotation, cellular component: Cdc73/Paf1 complex. The record is from RefSeq and is a predicted model, not a curated record. NCBI's taxonomy places the organism in Eukaryota, Ciliophora, Oligohymenophorea, Peniculida, Parameciidae. Gene Ontology annotation, biological process: transcription elongation by RNA polymerase II; positive regulation of transcription elongation by RNA polymerase II.